UCCUCGCCCCUAUAGUGGAUUUGGAUGUGGGAUAGUGAUCCAGACUCCUGGACCAUACACCUCUGGCCCUUCUUCAUCCAGCAGGAGUAUCUUCUAGUGCGACACACACCGUCAGCUGGUUCACAGUGGCUACUACUGGGGAUGGGGGAUCCAGUGGAGGGCUCUCUUCUGUAUGAUGGUCAGAGACACUCUGGCAGGAACCACAGUGGAACCAUCGCAGAACCACACGGCACCCACGCAGAACCAGGACGGAACCCAGCAGCUUCCAGGGGAAACCCUAGAACACGUAGAACAGCAGAACCGCGUUCAAGAACAACAGAACCAACUCCUAGAACUCGAGAACUUCGAACUCUUAGGUCAAGAGAAUGAACUCUUAGAACAACAGAACCUACAACAUCAGAUCCAACUCUUAGAACUACAGAAUACGGUCCAGACCAGCACAGACAACCGGACCACACCUCCAGACAAGACCAGUUCUGGCGGUGCCCUCCAUCCCUGGUGGCCUCAACAGAGCAGCUUUAAAGCGACUAGACCCAGUGUCCCUCUCCCCUGGCCAAGCCCCAGUGUCCCUCCCCCCUGGCCAAGCCCCAGUGUCCCUCUCCCCUGGCCAAGCCCCAGUGUCCCUCUCCCCUGCCUCGGACCUCUUCUCCACUUGCCCGAUCCGAUCCCAGACUCCUGGACCACACAUCUCCGGCCGUUCUUCAGCCAGCAGGAGUAUCUUCUAGUGCGACACACACACCGUCAGCUGGUUCACAGUGGCUACUACUGGGGCCCUAUGGAGAUGGAGGAGGCCCACCGCACCCUGCUACACACACCGCCUGGGAGCUUCCUCAUCAGGGACAGCAGGCAGCCGGACGUCUUCUUCACCCUCAGUUACCACGGCGACCGGGGGCCCGUCAGUGUCCGCGUCCUCCUGACCAGUCAGAGUUUCCGCCUCAACGGCAGUAACAAGGCCUUUGAUUCAUUGUUCGCCUUGCUGCGGUUCUACGUGGAGUCAUCCCAUAGGCGGCUGCGGAGGGCGUGGCGCAGGGAGCGACCCAUGACCUUACAGCAGCUGUGUAGGGGACGAAUCGUGGAGUUGUACGGAGCGGAGAGGAUAGAUUCACUACCUGGGCUUAACCAGGUGGUCAUACAGUAUCUACAGGACUAUCCUUAUAGUAUAUAGACACACCCUCCUACCGGAGAGUUUGGGGGACCUCUUCCGUUCCAACAGACUGCAACUUUCGGAACGGUACUGACCGAAACUACAAUGGAAUGGAGCCCCAGGAAACGGAAUUGGAAUUUGCUGUUUCUUACACUCUCUGUCUCUGGUCUGGUUCUGUGGUUCUGUCUCUGGUCUGGUUCUGUGGUUCUGUCUCUGGUCUGGUUCUGUGGUUCUGUCUCUGGUCUGUGGUUCUUAUCUGUGUGGUUCUGUCUCUGGUUUGUGGUUCUUAUCUGUGUGGUUCUGUCUCUGGUUUGUGGUUCUUAUCUGUGUAGUUCUGUCUCUGGUCUGGUUCUGUGGUUCUGGUCUCUCUGUGAUUCUGUCUCUUGGGCCAGUUCUAGGCUGGUCAUGUCAUGUACUGUAGUUCUGGUCUGUGGUUCUGAAGGUUCAGUGGGUUGGUUUCCCAAACCUUAUUCUAAAAUGGAUUUAAAAAAUGUUUCUCUCAUCAAUCUACACACAAUACCCCAUAAUGACAUCACAAUACCCCAUAAUGACAUCACAAUACCCCAUAAUGACAUCACAAUACCCCAUAAUGACAUCACAAUACCCCAUAAUGACAUCACAAUACCCAUAAUGACAUCUCAAUAACCCAUAAUGACAUCACAAUACCACAUAAUGACAUCACAAUACCCCAUAAUGACAAAGCGAAAAAAGGUUUUUAGAAUUUUGGGCAAAAAAAUAAAACAGAUACCUUAUUUA
Molecule: messenger RNA, 1900 nt
Organism: Oncorhynchus masou masou (cherry salmon)
Lineage: Eukaryota; Metazoa; Chordata; Actinopteri; Salmoniformes; Salmonidae
Product: suppressor of cytokine signaling 1-like
Exons: 3
Coding region: 173-1165 (330 amino acids)
Biological process (GO): phosphatidylinositol phosphate biosynthetic process; intracellular signal transduction
Cellular component (GO): phosphatidylinositol 3-kinase complex
Molecular function (GO): 1-phosphatidylinositol-3-kinase regulator activity
Source: RefSeq, a predicted model, not a curated record